UGAGUGGACACUACAACAGAGCAGACGAAACACGAUACGGGUUUAAACUGAGCUGCCCAAGUUAAGGAUGAAGCUGGAGAUGGCCCUGGCCAUAGCCCUAGUCCUGGCUAUGGCAUCCUGGACACAGGAUUUUUUCCCUAAGGAGGCCCACAACCUCAACUGGGGCAAGUUUUCAGGCUUCUGGUACAUUAUUGCCAUCGCCACAGACACCAAGGGAUUUCUGCCGGCUAGAGACAAGAGGAAGCUGGGGGCAUCUGUGGUGAAGGUGCAUAGAACAGGCCAGCUCAGGGUGGUUAUCGCCUUCAGCAGGCCUCAAGGAUGUCAGUCCAGGGAGGUGAUUCUGAAGAAAGACAGGAAGAAACCUGUGUUCAGAAAUCCCCUGAAGGGAGUAAAGGGUUUUCACGUGCUGUCCACUGACUACACACAUGGCCUGGUGUACCUCCGCCUGGGGCGUGCAGGCAACAACUACAAAAGCCUGCUGCUUCUCAACAGACAGAACAUCUCUAGCUUCCUGAGUCUGCGAGAAUUCCUGGACACAUGCCAUACCCUGCAGCUCACAAAGCAGGCCGCCAUCCUUCCGAAAGACGAUUCCUGUGCACACACCAUCCUGCCAUGACAGCCAGCCACCCUCUACUCAUCCCUUUGACUUGAGAGUCCUCCAGACCCUGGAAAUGCUGUUCCAGGUGGUGGCUGUGGCAUUCAGUGGCUUGUUCAGAGAUGUUUGGUGACUGCAGGCCAGUGACUGGCUGACUGCACAGAGCUGAGCUGUGGCUUCUGCCUUUGCAUCUUCCUGUCCCAACAAACUUGCACUGGGCUGUGGUCAUCGCUUUCUCUUUGGUCCACCUGCCCUGGAAGUGUCCUGGACUCCACUGGAGGCUGAAACUGGAGCUUCUUACUAUCACUUCUCCCUGGGGAGGUCUGACACUGACCACAGGCUCAUCCCACUCCCAUUUUCUUCCUUUCUCUUAAAAAAUAAAAAAAAAAAAAAAAGAUUUAUUUUAGGGCUAGAGAGAUGGCUCAGUGGUUAAGAGAGCACAGUGCAGACAUAAUCUGAUCUGCUCGUUGAUCACUUCCCCCUGAGGGGGGAGCAUCCUUACCAGGCCACAGUAGAGG
Molecule: messenger RNA, 1113 nt
Organism: Psammomys obesus (fat sand rat)
Lineage: Eukaryota; Metazoa; Chordata; Mammalia; Rodentia; Muridae
Gene: Lcn10
Product: lipocalin 10
Exons: 6
Coding region: 68-616 (182 amino acids)
Molecular function (GO): small molecule binding
Source: RefSeq, a predicted model, not a curated record